CACUCGGGUUGCUCAGUCUCUCGAACAAGCUCACUUCUCUCUAACCUUGUCUCAAUUAUUUUGUGCAUCGUAUUUUUUAAUUCGUAAAAACAUGAAGAACAUAAUUCUUCUUGUAUUUGCAAGUACAAUUUCCAAUCUAAUUUUCAACGCGGAAUGUGUUCCGUUGAAUGAGAAUAAUGAAGACCCACCACAGCAACAAGUUGAUCCCUUCGCUAAUAUGACCAUCGGCGUCGUUGGGGGCAAACCGGCCGAAUCACUGGACAAGUAUCCCCACCAAAUUGCUCUCCUCCAUAAAGACAAAUUCUUUUGUGGUGGAUCCAUCUACUCGGAAACUUGCAUUUUGACGGCAGCCCACUGCACCGAGUACGAUGAUGGUAGUUUAAUUCCUGCCGAUGUAAUGUCCGUGCGGGCAGGGUCAUUAAAGCACAAUUCAGGCGGACAAGUGUACAAAGUUGGGAAAGUAAUUCGAAAUCCGGGCUACAACAGGGAAGCGUCUUUUGACGGUGAUAUUGCCAUUUUACAACUCACUUCCACAAUUUGGUUCGGGUUCGGUAAAACCUCGGCCAGUCUUAGUUACAAGGAGCCGGAAGCCGGGACAACCCACGUAGUCACUGGAUGGGGACGAACUUCUGAAACUGGGAAGGAUUCUGACGUUCUGCAAUAUGCCAAUGUUCCAAUCGUGUCAAGGUCCGAGUGUCAAAAGGCGUAUCCUGACGAGAAGAUUACGGACAACAUGAUCUGCGGGGGUUAUCCGGAGGGAGGCAAGGAUUCAUGCAAAGGUGACUCCGGGGGACCGUUAACGCGACAAUGGAGCAAUAUACAGGCUGGGAUUACUAGUUGGGGGUAUGGCUGUGCUAGGCCAGGUCAACCUGGCGUGUACACCAACACGGCGAAAUAUGUUGACUGGGUCAAGAGUUACUGCUCAAAAUAAAUUCCUGGUAGCCAAUUGAAAUGUAGGUAUUUGCUAAAUUGAGAUUUUUUUUUGUUCGUUAUGUAAAUAUUAUCAAAAAUUGACUAACUUUUUACUAAAUUUGCGAUUGAGUUUACUUAUUUAAUAAGCCUAAAAUGAUCUAUUUAUAAUAUUUCCAUUUUAAACUAAUCUAAAUGAAUGUAUUGGUGUAUUACAUACAUAAUUAUACGUACAGAUAUUACCGAGUAAGUAUAUAGCGUGUGUAUGUACUGAUUUGGUUCACAGAAAUUUAAUUUAUAAAGUGUUUUUAUACCAUGA
This is a messenger RNA of Folsomia candida, 1228 nucleotides long. Its product is annotated as trypsin-1. The transcript has 6 exons. Gene Ontology annotation, biological process: proteolysis. Gene Ontology annotation, molecular function: serine-type endopeptidase activity. The record is from RefSeq and is a predicted model, not a curated record. The coding region runs from base 92 to 931 and encodes 279 amino acids. NCBI's taxonomy places the organism in Eukaryota, Metazoa, Arthropoda, Collembola, Entomobryomorpha, Isotomidae.